AGGAUUUGGAUAACGAUUUCCCUGAGCCAGAGAUAGUGACUCAUCUGAUAGACCUCUUUUUUCAAUACAUCAAUUCUGUCUUUCCCUUUGUUCAUCGUGCAAGACUUAAACAAUCUAUCGCGAAUGGAACAGUGUCCAAGCCGUUAUUGUGGAGUGUGAUGGCUAUUGCUGCAAGGUAUAAUUAAUAAGAACUAGCGCAUUACUCAACUUGUGUGACUCAUCUAUUACAGAUUUUCAGAUCAUCCAAGCAUAAGGACAGAUCCCCCUUACUGGGCAGGUGAAAGGUAUGCCAUGAAGGCUACCUCUUUGAUCAAUGCAUCCUUGUUGGAACCAACGAUAGCCAAUCUUCAGUUUUGGGGAAUUAUGUCUUGCUUAGAAUAUGGAAGAGCAUCUGGGUCAAAGUAAGCCCAUUCAAAAAAAAAUAGAAUCGGCGUUGACUUUAAUUUAGAGCGUGGACAUAUGGGGGAAUAGCCGUGAGAAUGUGUCAAGAGCUUGGUCUACAUAAAGAAGAGACAUUAAAGGCACCGAUUACAGCACCUGAUGGAACCUUGGACUAUGUAGCUAUGGCUCUACGAAGACGUAUCUUUUGGAGUUGCUUUUGUAUAGACAAAUUUUCAAGUACCAGUACGAACCGGCCACAAGGCUUUGAGAUUGGCGAUUAUGAUGUUAGACCACCCACGGUAGCAGAGAGUAAGAUAUUGCGCGACCCACUUCAAGCGUAUACGGUAGAUAAGGUCUUGAUUGAUGAAGAUCCACUCAUGGACUCCAUUGGGGAGUACUUGAGCAUUUUGGAAAUAUUUGGAGAUAUCACAAAAUACAUGAGUAGAGCCAAAACGGAUUCUUCGUCUGUCAUUUGGCCGCCUAUUAAAGAACAUGAAGACCUAAAUAGAAGAAUGGAACUCUGGGCAACGAGUUUGCCAGAUAUCUACAAGUUCACUCCCAACAAUAUAAAACUGUAUAGAGAAACAGCCAGCGAAAAUUAUAUCAACUUUUGGCUCUGUUCACAUGCCAUUUAUUGUGCCGGCAUGCUUUCGCUUCAUAGAGGAAGCUUAGCAUACAGUGAUCUGUCAUCUGCUGAGAUACCGACCGAGACGUAUGAGAGAAUACAAACAAGUAUCGCAUCGUGCAAAACACAUGUUGAUAUUGCAAUGGAAGUGUUUAGCAAACUUCGUGAUUUUUGUGGAUGCAAUGUGCUACCUUACAUGGGAUACGCUGCUUAUAUUUUUGCGACAGUGUUGAUGACUUCGACAUUUUCGUCAGAUCCGAUAUUGUAUAAUAGAAGUAGCAAAGGCUUGGCUGUUCUGUUUGAUACAAUAAAGGUAAGUCAAUUCCUAUUCGCCGGUUCUUUUUCUUAAACACCACGUAGCUAUUACGUCCCUAUUGGCCAGUAGGCGAGAGAUUAGCAUUGACCACUCAGGACAUGCUAGCAGCUCAUAGCCGACUCUAUGAUGUACAAGAACAAGAAGAAAACCAAAAGAAGAAAUACGAGCAUAACUUAAAGCAGAUAAAUAGUCCAGCUGCAAAGACAUCAUCUGUAUCAAGUACAGACACAGGACUUCUUUCCCAACCCAUGCCAAUACCUACCACAAGCUCAGAAUUAGCGUAUCCCCCUGCGUUCAUAGACAAUAAUGUUCAACCUUACUAUAAUCAACAACAACCACCAUUACCUCUUCAACAACAACAACAACAACAAC
This is a messenger RNA of Rhizopus microsporus ATCC 52813, 1694 nucleotides long. RefSeq lists its product as uncharacterized. The record is from RefSeq and is a predicted model, not a curated record. Gene Ontology annotation, molecular function: DNA binding; zinc ion binding. The coding region runs from base 480 to 1355 and encodes 291 amino acids. Gene Ontology annotation, biological process: DNA-templated transcription. Lineage: Eukaryota; Fungi; Mucoromycota; Mucoromycetes; Mucorales; Rhizopodaceae. The transcript is spliced from 2 exons.